Molecule: messenger RNA, 13649 nt
Organism: Diceros bicornis minor
Lineage: Eukaryota; Metazoa; Chordata; Mammalia; Perissodactyla; Rhinocerotidae
Gene: VPS13D
Product: vacuolar protein sorting 13 homolog D
Exons: 70
Coding region: 132-13301 (4389 amino acids)
Biological process (GO): mitochondrion organization; protein targeting to vacuole; protein retention in Golgi apparatus
Cellular component (GO): extrinsic component of membrane
Molecular function (GO): protein binding
Source: RefSeq, a predicted model, not a curated record
AGGGAGGAAGCGGCUCGCGGUGCCGGGCUGAGGCGGGCGGACCGGACAGCGACAGAUUCUUCUCUGACCAUGAGAGAGAGAAAUAAAGAAUGAUCCAUGAUUCUUAAACACCUUGUCUUGAGGAUAUAGUCAUGUUGGAAGGUCUUGUAGCCUGGGUUCUUAACACCUACCUGGGGAAAUACGUCAACAACCUGAACACUGACCAGCUGUCUGUUGCGCUUCUGAAAGGUGCUGUUGAAUUAGAAAACUUGCCAUUAAAGAAAGAUGCCUUGAAAGAAUUGGAAUUACCAUUUGAAGUCAAAGCUGGCUUAAUUGGGAAAGUAACCCUUCAGAUUCCUUUUUAUCGCCCCCAUGUGGACCCUUGGGUGAUCUCCAUCUCCAGCCUUCACUUAAUUGGAGCCCCUGAAAAAAUACAGGAUUUCAAUGAUGAAAAGGAGAAGCUGUUGGAAAGGGAGCGCAAGAAAGCUCUACUUCAAGCCCUGGAGGAAAAAUGGAAGAGUGAACGCCAGCAGAAGGGGGAAUCCUACUGGUACUCAGUCACUGCCUCGGUAGUUACCAGAAUUGUGGAGAAUAUUGAAUUAAAAAUACAAGAUGUCCAUUUGCGCUUUGAAGAUGGUGUUACCAGUCCUUCCCACCCUUUUGCAUUUGGCAUCUGCAUUAAGAAUGUGUCCGUGCAAAAUGCUGUGAAUGAGCCUGUACAGAAAUUAAUGCGGAAAAAGCAAUUAGAUGUGGCAGAGUUUAGCAUCUAUUGGGAUGUUGAUUGCACUUUAUUGGGGGAUUUGCCUCAGGUGGAGUUACAGGAGGCCAUGGACAAGAGCAUGGAGAGUCGCAAUCAUCAUUACAUCUUGGAGCCUGUGUGCGCGUCUGCUCUUUUGAAGAGAAACUGCUCCAAGGAGCCUCUGAGGUCUCGGCACACUCCCCGUAUUGAAUGUGAUAUUCAGCUGGAGACCAUUCCCUUGAAACUUUCUCAGCUGCAAUACCGGCAAAUCAUGGAAUUCCUCAAGGAGCUGGAACGAAAGGAGAGGCAGGUGAAGUUCCGAAAAUGGAAACCGAAGGUGGCCAUAUCUGAGAACUGCCGAGAGUGGUGGUAUUUUGCUUUGAACGCUAACCUGAGUGAGAUCCGAGAGCAGAGAAAGCGUUGUACAUGGGACUUCCUGUUACACCGCGCCCGAGAUGCUGUAUCUUACACUGACAAAUACUUCAGCAAGUUAAAAGGAGGCUUGCUGUCUGCAGACGACAAGGAGGAAAUAUGUCGGAUUGAAGAGGAACAGAGCUUUGAGGAAUUGAAGAUUUUGCGCGAACUGGUUCAUGAACGAUUUCACAAACAGGAAGAACUGGCAGAGAGCCUACGAGAGCCUCAGUUUGAUUCUCCAGGAGACUCUCCUGGAGACCCAGAAGCUGGUGGAGGAAGCGGGAUGCUGCAGUAUCUUCAGUCGUGGUUUCCCGGCUGGGGUGGCUGGUACGGGCAGCAGACGCCAGAAGGGAAACCCGUGGAGGGACUGUCAGCAGAGCAGCAUGAGCAGUGGACUCCUGAGGAGAUCCUGGGCACCGAGGAGUUUUUCGACCCCGCUGCAGAUGCCUCUUGUUUGAACACCUAUACGAAACGAGAUCAUGUCUUUGCCAAACUGAACCUGCAGUUGCAGCGGGGAACUGUGACCCUGUUACACCAGGAGCAAGGGACUCCUCAGACGGAGGAAAGUGCGUUCAUGCAGCUUGAGUUUUCAGAUGUAAAACUUCUAGCGGAAUCUCUUCCUCGAAGAAAUUCCUCCUUGCUCUUAGUCCGGUUGGGUGGACUGUUUCUUCGCGACCUGGCCACAGAAGGAACUAUGUUUCCUCUUCUGGUGUUCCCUAACCCGCAGAAGGAAGUUGGCAGAGUCUCACAGUCUUUCGGUCUCCAGACAACAUCUGCAGACAGAAGUGAUCAUUACCCUGCUGCGGAUCCAGAUGACCCGGUUUUUGAGAUGCUAUAUGAGAGAAAUCCAGUGCACAGCCAUUUUGAGAGGCGCCUGCAUGUCAGCACGAGGCCUUUGAACAUCAUCUAUAACCCCCAGGCUAUUAAAAAAGUAGCAGACUUUUUCUACAAGGGAAAGGUCCAUACCUCAGGUUUUGGUUAUCAGUCUGAACUUGAGUUGAGAGUGGCUGAAGCUGCUCGAAGACAAUAUAAUAAACUGAAGAUGCAGACCAAGGCAGAAAUCCGGCAAACUCUUGAUCGUUUGCUAGUGGGUGAUUUCAUUGAGGAGAGUAAACGGUGGACUGUGCGACUAGAUAUUUCUGCUCCUCAGGUCAUAUUUCCUGAUGAUUUCAAAUUCAAGAAUCCUGUGUUAGUUGUUGUGGAUCUAGGAAGAAUGCUAUUGACAAAUACCCAAGAUGACUCCAAGAGGAAAAGUGGGGAUGGCUCAGCAUCUGAAGAGAAUCAGUUUAGUGAUGAUGAGUAUAAGACCCCGCUUGCCACACCUCCUAACACCCCACCUCCCGAGACAAGCAGCAGUAAUAAUGAGGAGAAAAUACCUCCAUUUUCUGGAGUGGAAUUCAGUGAAGAGCAGCUUCAGGCUCAUUUAAUGAGCACUAAGAUGUAUGAGAGGUACUCCCUGUCGUUUAUGGACCUCCAGGUCAUGGUUGGACGAGUAAAGGACAAUUGGAAGCAUGUCCAGGAUAUAGAUGUGGGACCAACCCAUGUGGUUGAGAAGUUCAAUGUCCACCUACAGUUAGAACGUCGAUUGAUUUAUACUUCAGAUCCCAAGUACCCCGGAGCUGUGCUCUCUGGCAACCUACCAGACUUAAAAAUCCACAUCAAUGAAGAUAAAAUAUCUGCUCUAAAGAAUUGCUUUGCUCUCCUGACCACCCCAGAAAUGAAGACUUCUGAGACUCUUAUUAAAGAGAGGAUUUUUCCCCAAGAGGGACAGCGGGGAAGUUUGCAAGACUCUGUGAUGAAUUUAACACAGAGCUUUGUGAUGUUGGAGCAGCGCACCCGGGAGGUUCUGGUGGAGUCACAGCUGCUCCUGGCUGAGUUUAAAGUGAACUGUAUGCAGCUUGGGGUUGAGAGCAAUGGCCGGUACAUUUCCGUGCUCAAGGUAUUUGGUACCAACGCUCACUUUGUGAAGAGACCUUAUGAUGCUGAAGUCUCCCUAACUGUUCAUGGUUUGCUCCUGGUAGACACCAUGCAGACAUACGGUGCUGAUUUUGACCUUUUGAUGGCUUCACAUAAGAACUUGAGCUUUGAUAUCCCAACAGGAAGCCUCCGGGAUAGCAGGGCCCAGUCUCCUGUCUCUGAAUCCAAUGUGGUCCCUUUCACUAAUGCUGCCACACUGAACGACCCGUCUGCCACUGGUGUUUCACUUGACAGAAUUCUCACCAAAGAACAAGAGUCCCUCAUUAAACUGGAAUAUCAAUUUGUGAGUUCAGAGUGCCCAUCGAUGAAUUUGGACAGCACUCUUCAGGUGAUUUCAUUACAGGUGAAUAAUUUGGAUAUUAUCCUAAAUCCAGAGACAAUUGUGGAGCUGAUUGGUUUUCUUCAAAAAUCCUUUCCUAAGGAAAAAGAUGAUUUGAGUCCUCAACCUUUAGUGACUAAUUUUGAAAGAAGCUUUAGGGAACAAGGAACUUACCAAUCUACAUAUGAACAAAACACUGAGGUUGCAGUGGAAAUCCACAGACUUAACUUACUGCUCCUUCGGACAGUGGGAAUGGCUAAUGGAGAGAAAUAUGGCAGAAAAAUAGCAACAGCAAGUAUAGGUGGCACCAAAGUUAAUGUCUCAAUGGGUAGCACAUUUGACAUGAAUGGUUCUCUUGGCUGUUUGCAGCUUAUGGAUUUGACACAAGAUAAUAUUAAGAACCAGUAUGUUGUCAGCAUCGGGAAUUCCAUAGGCUAUGAAAAUAUCAUCAGUGACAUUGGCUACUUUGAAUCUGUAUUUGUCAGAAUGGAGGAUGCAGCCCUCAGUGAAGCUUUGAGUUUCACAUUUGUUGAGAAAUCUAAACAGGAGUGUUUUCUCAACCUCAAGAUGGCUUCCUUGCAUUAUAACCACUCUGCUAAAUUUUUGAAGGAGUUGACAUUGUCCAUGGAUGAACUGGAAGAAAAUUUUCGAAGUAUGCUGAAAAGUGCAGCCACCAAAGUCACCACAGUACUAGCUACCAAGACAGCCGAAUACAGUGAGAUGGUAUCACUCUUUGAAACUCCAAGGAAGAUGCGGGAAUCCUUUAUCUUAGAAGAAAGUGAAAUAUAUGGGUUUGGCUUAGCUGCAUCUCAUUCUGACACUGUAAAGCUAAUCUUGAACAUAAACAUUGAGUCGCCGGUUGUUUCUAUCCCUCGGAAGCCUGGGAGUCCUGAGUUGUUGGUAGGACACUUGGGACAGAUAUUCAUCCAGAAUUUUGUGGGAGGAGAUGAUGAAUCCAGAAGUGACCGUCUGCAGGUGGAAAUCAAAGACAUUAAAUUAUAUUCUUUGAAUUGCACCCAGUUGGCAGGCAGAGAGGGUCCUGGGUCUGAAGUAGGCCCGGCUUUUUGCCCUCCUUCUGGGUCGGCCAGUGCCAACAGUCAGGAGGAAGCUCAUUUUACCCGACAUGAUUUCUUUGAAUCUUUGCAUAGAGGUCAAGCUUUUCACAUCCUGAACGACACCACCAUUCAGUUUAAACUGGAGAAGAUCCCUAUAGAGAGAGAAUCUGAAUUGACUUUCUCCCUCAGUCUAGACGACCUGGGAACUUGUAGCAUCAUGAAGAUCGAAGGAAAAUUUGUCAAUCCAGUUCAGGUGGUGUUAGCAAAGCAUGUAUAUGAGCAGGUUUUACAAACGCUGGACAAUCUCGUGUAUAGUGAAGAUCUGAAUAAGUUUCCAGUCAGUGCUACCUCCUCACCUUGCCCUAAUUCUCCUCUGCCUUCCCUCAGUACCUGUGGAGAACCUUACAUUGAAAGGAAGGAGAAUGGAUUGUUCAGCCACUCCAGCCUUUCUAACUCUUCUCAAAAGUCCUUGUCUGUGAAGGAAGUCAAAUCCUUUACCCAGAUUCAAGCCAACUUUUGUAUAUCAGAGCUUCAAGUUCAGCUAAGUGGAGAUCUGACUUUGGGGGCCCAGGGUCUUGUGAGCUUAAAGUUUCAGGAUUUUGAGGUGGAAUUCAGUAAAGACCAUCCUCAGACUUUGUCCAUUCAGAUUGCCCUGCGCUCUCUGCUAAUGGAAGACUUACUGGAGAAAAAUCCAGAUUCCAAAUAUAAGAACCUGAUGGUGUCUCGGGGAGCCCCUAAGCCAUCUAGUUUAGCACAAAAAGAAUAUCUUUCUCAGUCCUGCCCUUCAGUAUCCAACGUGGAGUAUCCUGAUAUGCCUCGGUCUCUCCCUUCCCACAUGGAAGAAGCUCCUAAUGUCUUCCAGCUAUAUCAGAGACCCACCUCCGCAUCCCGGAAGAAGCAAAAGGAAGUCCAAGACAAGGACUAUCCCUUGACUCCACCUCCUUCUCCAACAGUAGAUGAGCCCAAGAUACUUACUGGAAAGAGUAAAUUUGAUGAUUCCUUGGUCCAUAUCAAUAUAUUCUUGGUGGAUAAGAAACAUCCAGAAUUCUCUUCCAGUUAUAAUGGAGUUAACCGGAGCAUUGAUGUUGAUUUUAACUGCUUGGAUGUGCUGAUCACACUGCAAACCUGGGUUGUGAUACUAGAUUUUUUUGGAAUUGGCUCCACUGCAGACAACCAUGCAGUGAAGGUACCACCUGAGGACAUUCUACAAAAUGUGAAGUCAGAAUCAAAUGCUGUAAUAGAGUCUGAACUUCAGGAUCCAGUUAACACUAAGCUGGAUCUCAAGGUUCAUUCGCUCUCUCUCGUGCUCAAUAAGACCACCAGUGAGCUUGCUAAAGCAAAUGUGUCCAAAUUAGUGGCACACCUGGAAAUGAUUGAGGGAGACCUGGCCUUACAGGGAAGCAUCGGGAGCCUGUCUCUAAGUGACCUUACAGCCCAUGGAGAGUUCUACAGAGAACGGUUUACUACAAGUGGGGAAGAAGCACUCAUUUUCCAGACUUUUAAGUAUGGACGGCCUGACCCUCUGCUCCGGAGAGAACACGACGUUCGAGUGAGCCUCCAGAUGGCCUCCGUGCAGUACGUGCAUACUCAGCGCUUUCAGGCGGAGGUGGUGGCCUUCAUUCAGCACUUCACUCAGCUGCAAGACGUGUUAGGGCGCCAGCGCGCUGCUAUCGAGGGGCAGACGGUGAGAGAUCAAGCCCAGCGCGGUUCACGGGUUCUCCUGGAUAUUGAGGCUGGUGCUCCUGUUCUCCUUAUCCCAGAAAGUUCCAGAUCAAAUAAUCUGAUUGUAGCAAAUUUGGGGAAGUUGAAAGUCAAGAACAAGUUUCUCUUUGCCGGUUUUCCUGGGACCUUUUCCUUACAAGAUAAGGAAUCUGUGCCUUCAGCUUCCCCAACGGGUACGCCCAAACACAGUCUGAGGAAAAUGACAAGCACGGAGGAGCCAAAGGGGACCCAUUUUCAGGGGCUGUUCGUGAUGCCUCCUGCUGGAAUGAGUCUAGGCAGCCUGAAGAGUGAGUUUGUGCCAAGUGCCUCGACCAAGCAGCAAGGGCAACAAGCCACACCCUCUGUCCGCCAGGUUUCCAGUAGUCCAGAAGACCAUGUCUGCCUGCUGGAUUGCAUUGUUGUGGAUCUACAAGACAUGGACAUCUUUGCUGCAGAGAGACAUCCACGAGAGUAUUCUAAGGCCUCAGAAGACAGUAGUGGAGAUCUGAUCUUCCCCUCCUAUUUUGUGCGACAGACAGGAGGAAGCCUCUUAACUGAGCCUUGUAGGCUGAAAUUGCAGGUGGAAAGGAAUUUGGACAAGGAAAUAAGUCAUACUGUGCCAGACAUAUCUAUCCAUGGCAAUCUCUCCUCAGUUCACUGCUCCCUGGAUUUGUACAAAUACAAGCUGAUCCGUGGUUUAUUAGAGAACAACCUUGGAGAGCCCAUAGAGGAAUUUAUGCGGCCUUAUGAUCUGCAAGAUCCAAGAAUUCAUACUGUUCUGAGCGGAGAAGUGUACACAUGCAUGUGUUUCCUCAUUGAUAUGGUAAAUGUAAGUCUGGAGCUGAAAGAUCCAAAAGUAAAAGAAGGUGCUGGGUCCCUAGCCAGGUUUGACUUCAAGAAAUGUAGACUGCUCUACGAGAGCUUUUCCAACCAAACCAAGUCUGUUAACUUGGUUUCCCACUCCAUGAUGGCUUUUGACACGCGCUGUGCUGGGCAGAAGACCAGCCCUGGCACGACAAACGUAUUCAGCUGUAUCUUUCAGCCCUCCAAGAACAGCAGCACUACCCAAGGAUCCAUUCAGAUCGAGCUGCAUUUCAGAUCUACGAAGGAUUCCUCCUGUUUUACAGUCGUUCUCAACAAUCUCCGCGUGUUUCUCAUAUUUGACUGGCUGCUGUUAGUCCAUGAUUUUCUCCACACUCCCAGUGACAUUAAGAAACAAACUAAUGUUACUCCUCGCCACCGUAACUCUAGCAGCGAAUCUGCUAUAGUUCCCAAAGCUGUGAAAAGUGGAGUAGUUACCAAGCGGUCUUCCCUUCCUGUGUCCACUGAAAGGCACCUGGAGGUCAAGGUCAACGUAACAGGCACGGAGUUUGUGGUCGUGGAGGAUGUGUCCUGCUUUGAUACCAAUGCCAUUAUUCUCAAAGGCACCACAGUGCUUACCUAUAAGCCCCGAUUUGUUGAUCGUCCCUUUUCAGGAAGUUUGUUUGGCAUCGAGGUGUUUUCAUGCCGACUAGGGAAUGAACAUGAUACAGCUCUCUCAAUUGUUGAUCCAGUACAAAUUCAGGUGGAGCUGGUGGGAAAUUCUUCCUAUCAGAACAGUUCAGGAUUGAUGGAUGCAUUCAAUAGUGAAGACUUUCCACCUAUCUUAGAGAUUCAGUUACAAGCUCUGGAUAUCAGGCUCUCCUAUAAUGAUGUUCAGCUGUUUCUUGCCAUUGCAAAAUCCAUCCCAGAACAAGCUAAUGCUGCUGUGCCAGAUGCAGCAGCCUUGGAGGCCAGUUCCGUGAGCACUUACCCUCCGGGUGCGCCUCGAGUUGGAGAGGAAGUCAAAGAAGGGACAAGACAUACCUUAGAUCCUAUCUUGGAGUUACAGCUGGCUAGACUGCAGGAGCUGGGAUUCAGCAUGGAUGAUUGUCGCAAAGCUCUUUUGGUGUGUCAAGGCCAAUUGAAAAAGGCAGCAAGUUGGUUGUUUAAGAAUGCUGAACCUCUGAAGGCUCUUUCCCUGGCCUCUAACAGCCGAGAGAGCCAGGGAACUGUGCCAGCACAGUUAAUCUCGGGUGUGGAGAUUAAAGCUGAGAGCGUGUGCAUUUGUUUCAUCGAUGACUGCAUGGAUUGUGACGUUCCUCUCGCCGAGCUAACCUUUUCCCGUCUGAAUUUUCUUCAGCAUGUAAGAACCAGCCCUGAAGGCUACGCCCACUUUACCCUUUCUGGAGAUUAUUAUAACCGUGCACUGUCAGGCUGGGAGCCAUUUAUAGAGCCAUGGCCAUGCUCUGUGUCCUGGCAGCAACAGGCAGCUAGUCGUCUCCAUCCUCCUCGACUGAAGCUGGAAGCCAAGGCCAAACCCCGUUUGGAUAUCAAUAUCACUUCUGUACUAAUUGACCAGUAUGUAAGUACCAAGGAGUCGUGGAUGGCAGAUUACUGUAAACAGGACAAGGAAAUAGAUUCAACCACAUCAGAAGACUGGAUGGGCUCUUCAGUGGAUCCUCCAUGCUUUGGACAAAGCCUCCCCCUUGUCUACCUUAGAACUAGGAGUACAGCCAGUCUGACUAACCUAGAGCACCAGAUCUAUGCUAGAGCAGAGGUGAAAACCCCCAAGCGCCGGCAGCCAUUUGUCCCUUUUGCUCUCAGGAAUCACACAGGCUGCACUCUGUGGUUUGCCACCCUGACCACCACGCCCACCAGGGCUGCACUGUCUCACAGUGGGAGUCCAGGGGUGGUUCCAGAAGGGAACGGAACAUUUUUUGAUGAUGCUCACAACGUUAGUGAAUGGCGGGAAGUCCUCACGGGUGAAGAGAUUCCCUUUGAAUUUGAAGCAAGAGGAAAGCUAAGACACAGACACACCCAUGACCUCCGGAUUCAUCAGCUGCAAGUGAGAGUAAAUGGCUGGGAGCAAGUGAGCCCAGUGUCUGUGGACAAAGUUGGGACAUUUUUCCGAUACGCAGCACCAGAUAAAAAUUCAUCUUCCUCGACGAUUGGCAGCCCAAGCAGCAGAACGAAUAUUAUUCAUCCCCAGGUUUAUUUCUCUUCACUCCCACCUGUCCGGGUGGUCUUUGCCGUGACUAUGGAAGGCAGUGCUCGGAAAGUAAUCACUGUCCGAUCAGCCCUGAUUGUGAAGAACAGACUCGAGACGCCAAUGGAACUAAGAUUGGACAGCCCAUCAGCUCCAGACAAGCCCGUGGUGCUUCCCGCCAUCUUGCCGGGGGAUUCGUUUGCUGUGCCUUUGCAUCUCACUUCUUGGCGGCUGCAGGCCCGGCCCAAAGGAUUGGGUGUGUUUUUCUGUAAGGCUCCUAUUCACUGGACCAAUGUAGUGAAGACGACAGAGGUUAGUAGCAGCAAAAGAGAGUGCCACUCUAUGGACACGGAAAAAAGCCGGUUCUUCAGGUUUUGUGUGGCCAUAAAGAAAGAGAAUUAUCCAGAUUACAUGCCCUCAAACAUAUUUUCUGACAGUGCAAAACAGAUUUUCAGACAGCCUGGGCACACCAUAUAUCUCCUGCCAACUGUGGUCAUCUGCAACUUGCUGCCCUGUGAACUUGACUUUUAUGUCAAAGGAGUGCCAAUCAAUGGGACACUGAAACCCGGCAAAGAGGUGGCUCUGCACACAGCUGACACAUCCCAGAACAUUGAACUGGGGGUAUCGCUGGAGAAUUUUCCACUCUGUAAAGAAUUGCUCAUUCCACCUGGAACUCAAAACUACAUGGUAAGAAUGCGACUCUAUGACGUCAGCCGGCGGCAGCUGAACCUCACCAUCCGGAUUGUGUGUCGAGCAGAAGGAUCCUUGAAGAUCUUCAUUUCUGCUCCAUAUUGGUUGAUUAACAAAACAGGGUUACCACUGAUCUUCAGACAGGACAAUGCAAAGACAGAUGCUGCAGGCCAGUUUGAAGAACAUGAGCUGGCCCGGAGCCUGAGCCCUCUCUUAUUCUGCUAUGCUGACAAAGAGCAGCCAAACCUCUGCACGAUGAGAGUCGGAAGGGGAAUUCAUCCUGAAGGCAUGCCAGGCUGGUGUCAGGGCUUCUCACUGGAUGGUGGUAGUGGUGUCCGAGCUUUGAAAGUCAUCCAGCAAGGAAACCGCCCAGGGCUGAUCUAUAACAUUGGUAUUGAUGUCAAGAAAGGCCGAGGUCGAUAUAUUGACACCAGUAUGGUCAUCUUUGCCCCCCGUUACCUGUUAGAUAAUAAAUCAUCUCACAAGCUUGCAUUUGCACAGAGGGAAUUUGCCAGGGGACAGGGAACCGCCAAUCCCGAAGGUUACAUUUCCACCCUUCCUGGUUCUAGUGUGGUGUUCCAUUGGCCUCGGAAUGACUAUGAUCAGCUGUUGUGUGUCAGACUGAUGGAUGUUCCCAAUUGUAUUUGGUCUGGAGGCUUUGAAGUCAACAAAAAUAAUUCCUUCCAUAUCAACAUGAGAGAUACCCUGGGAAAAUGCUUCUUCCUGCGCGUGGAAAUUACUCUCCGAGGAGCUACCUAUAGGAUCUCCUUUAGUGACACGGAUCAGUUACCCCCUCCUUUCCGAAUCGACAACUUCUCUAAGGUCCCGGUUGUCUUUACUCAGCAUGGUGUAGCCGAACCCAGGCUCCGAACUGAAGUGAAGCCCAUGACUUCAUUGGAUUAUGCCUGGGAUGAACCUACCCUGCCACCUUUUAUCACUCUGACUGUUAAAGGGGCAGGUUCCUCUGAGAUCAACUGCAACAUGAAUGAUUUCCAGGAUAACCGACAGCUUUAUUAUGAAAAUUUCAUUUACAUCGCUGCUACAUAUACAUUCUCUGGUUUACAGGAGGGGACAGGAAGGCCUGUGGCUUCCAACAAGGCCAUUACCUGUGCUGAGCUUGUCUUGGACGUCUCUCCAAAGACACAAAGAGUCAUUUUAAAGAAGAAGGAACCAGGGAAGCGUUCUCAGCUGUGGAGGAUGACUGGAACAGGCAUGCUGGCUCAUGAGGGCUCUUCGGUGCCUCACAACCCCAAUAAGCCCUCAGCAGCCCGCUCUACCGAGGGGUCUGCCAUCUUAGAUAUUGCUGGUCUGGCUGCAGUGACUGACAACAGAUAUGAGCCACUGAUGCUGAGAAAGCCUGAUCGCAGGCGAAGCACAACUCAGACAUGGAGUUUCCGAGAAGGAAGACUGACCUGUGGGCUACAUGGGCUGGUUGUCCAGGCCAAAGGAGGGCUUUCUGGUUUGUUUGAUGGAGCUGAAGUUGUUCUUGGUCCUGACACUUCCAUGGAGCUUUUGGGGCCAGUUCCACCUGAACAACAAUUUAUUGACCAAAAAAUGAGGCCUGGUUCUGGAAUAUUAUCCAUCAGAGUCAUCCCAGAUGGACCAACUAGAGCACUCCAGAUAACAGAUUUCUCCCAACGGAAAAGUGACCGUUCGUCAUAUGAAGUGGAUGAACUUCCUGUUACUGAACAAGAGUUGCAGAAAUUAAAGAAUCCAGAUACAGAGCAGGAAUUAGAAGUGCUUGUGAAGUUAGAAGGUGGAAUUGGGUUGUCCUUAAUUAACAAAGUCCCAGAAGAACUGGUCUUUGCAAGUCUCACAGGAAUCAAUGUGCACUAUACACAGCUGGCAACCAGUCAUAUGCUUGAACUCAGCAUACAGGAUGUACAGGUGGACAAUCAGCUCAUUGGUACCACUCAGCCCUUCAUGCUCUAUGUGACUCCCCUGAGCAAUGAGAACGAGGUCAUCGAGACAGGCCCUGCCGUGCAAGUGAAUGCGGUGAAGUUCCCCAGUAAGAGUGCACUGACCAACAUCUACAAGCAUCUGAUGAUUACAGCUCAGAGAUUCACAGUGCAAAUUGAAGAGAAACUGCUCCUCAAGCUGCUAAGUUUCUUUGGCUACGAUCAAGCAGAAUCAGAGGUGGAAAAAUAUGAUGAAAACCUCCAUGAAAAGACAGCUGAGCAAGGUGGAACACCGAUUCGAUACUACUUUGAAAAUCUCAAAAUCAGCAUUCCCCAGAUCAAGCUAAGUGUGUUCACCUCCAAUAAGCUACCAUUGGAUCUUAAGGCCCUAAAAAGUACCUUGGGAUUUCCAUUGAUUCGAUUUGAAGAUGCUGUAAUUAAUCUGGACCCAUUCACUCGGGUACAUCCCUAUGAGACCAAGGAGUUCAUCAUCAAUGAUAUCCUCAAACAUUUCCAGGAGGAACUCCUCAGCCAGGCAGCUCGGAUCCUGGGAUCAGUGGACUUUCUCGGCAAUCCCAUGGGGCUUUUGAAUGAUGUUUCUGAAGGGGUCACUGGACUGAUAAAGUAUGGAAAUGUUGGGGGCCUUAUCAGAAAUGUUACACACGGAGUAUCAAACUCUGCUGCCAAGUUUGCGGGGACAUUAUCCGAUGGUUUAGGAAAGACGAUGGACAAUCGGCAUCAGUCAGAGCGGGAGUACAUCAGAUACCAUGCAGCCACAAGCGGGGAACACCUUGUAGCCGGCAUCCAUGGCCUGGCUCAUGGUAUCAUUGGUGGAUUGACCAGUGUUAUAACCUCAACAGUGGAAGGUGUGAAAACAGAAGGAGGUGUCAGCGGUUUCAUAUCUGGCCUUGGGAAAGGGCUUGUUGGCACUGUAACCAAGCCAGUAGCAGGCGCCCUGGAUUUUGCAUCAGAAACAGCCCAGGCGGUGAGAGACACAGCGACGCUUAGUGGCUCCAGGACUCAAGCACAGAGGGUUCGGAAACCACGCUGCUGCACGGGGCCCCAGGGGCUGCUUCCCCGCUAUUCUGAGAGCCAGGCAGAAGGGCAGGAGCAGCUCUUCAAACUAACAGACAACAUACAAGAUGAAUUCUUCAUCGCCGUGGAGAACAUCGAUAGCUACUGUGUGCUCAUCUCCUCCAAAGCGGUUUACUUCCUGAAAAGUGGAGACUACGUGGAUCGAGAGGCCAUUUUCCUGGAAGUCAAAUACGACGAUCUCUACCACUGCCUCGUCUCCAAAGACCACGGGAAGGUGUAUGUGCAGGUGACCAAGAAGGCAGUGAACACGAGUAGCGGAGUGUCCAUCCCCGGCCCUUCCCACCAGAAACCCAUGGUCCAUGUGAAAUCAGAGGUCCUCGCUGUCAAGUUAUCACAAGAAAUAAACUAUGCAAAGAGCCUUUACUAUGAACAGCAACUUAUGUUAAGACUCAAUGAAAAUCAAGAGCAGUUGGAGCUGGACUCCUGAAAAAUCCCAGCUGCUGGAGAGACGCCCCAGACACAGCCCAGCCAGGCAGGAGGAAGGAGGCCCACAGGCUUGGCUCCAGUUAGAGGCAAACCAGAAUAAGGUUUGGGGGACGACAUCAAGGGACAAGGGAAAGUAAAUACAGAUGAGGGGGAUACAAGUGGAAACUGUAUUAAUUUGUGGGGCGGGGGUUACUUUAGAUUAUGGGGAAGUAAUUUUUGAAAGGUCUUUGUGGAAUAACGUAAAAAAAAAGUGUACUGAGAUGAAUCUAAUUUUUAGAUUUCCCCGUAUUUUGUUAACGUGUAUAUAUGUACAACUGUGUGUUUGUAAAUAUAUAGGAGUGUUUCUGAA